Messenger RNA from Orbicella faveolata, 2865 nucleotides. Its product is annotated as sn-1-specific diacylglycerol lipase ABHD11-like. The record is from RefSeq and is a predicted model, not a curated record. Lineage: Eukaryota; Metazoa; Cnidaria; Anthozoa; Scleractinia; Merulinidae. Gene Ontology annotation, biological process: lipid metabolic process. Gene Ontology annotation, cellular component: mitochondrion. Gene Ontology annotation, molecular function: carboxylic ester hydrolase activity.
CGUUUGAACCUGCAAGUCCUGGAAAAUGAGCCUUUUGCGAUUGAACAGGCUGUUUCAACUUGUCCAUAAGCAACGCAUUUGCCUUAAAAGUGGCCACAUGCUAAGAUGCCAAAAUAGUUUACCAUACAGUACUAUAUAUGGAAGUUCAGCGGUAAGGUUAGCUUAUGAAAGCAUUGAUGCAACCACUGAUGGGGAAAAGCUACCUCCUCUGGUUAUUCUGCAUGGCCUGUUUGGAUCCAAACAAAACUGGAGAACACUUGCCAAACUGUUCCACAAGGAAACUGGUAGGCAGAUAGUAACAGUUGAUGCAAGAAAUCAUGGAGAAAGCAUGCACAGUCCAGAAAUGAACUAUUUUGUUCAAGCUGUUGAUGUAUGGAAUUUGUUCCAAGAGCUGGAGCUUUCCAGGGCAGUGCUGAUGGGUCACAGUAUGGGUGGAAAAACAUCAAUGACAUUUACUCUGUGUCAUCCUGAAUAUGUGCACAGCCUCAUAGUUGUUGACAUGUCUCCUGCCAAAAUUGGUGUGGAUAAAGAUAUCCCAAGUUAUUUAGCAGCAAAGCGGGGAAUGAAUUUAAGUCUCAUCAGGGACAAACGAGAUGCUGAAAAGAUGUUGGUGGAUGUCGUACCUGUGAGUAAAUAUUUUAGUGAUGGAACGAUUGCACCUUAUGAAAGCAUUGAUGCAACCACUGAUGGGGAAAAGCUACCUCCUUUGGUUAUUCUGCAUGGCCUGUUUGGAUCCAAACAAAACUGGAGAACACUUGCCAAACUGUUCCACAAGGAAACUGGUAGGCAGAUAGUAACAGUUGAUGCAAGAAAUCAUGGAGAAAGCAUGCACAGUCCAGAAAUGAACUAUUUUGUUCAAGCUGUUGAUGUAUGGAAUUUGUUCCAAGAGCUGGAGCUUUCCAGGGCAGUGCUGAUGGGUCACAGUAUGGGUGGAAAAACAUCAAUGACAUUUACUCUGUGUCAUCCUGAAUAUGUGCACAGCCUCAUAGUUGUUGACAUGUCUCCUGCCAAAAUUGGUGUGGAUAAAGAUAUCCCAAGUUAUUUAGCAGCAAAGCGGGGAAUGAAUUUAAGUCUCAUCAGGGACAAACGAGAUGCUGAAAAGAUGUUGGUGGAUGUCGUACCUAAUGCAUUUUUGAGGUCAUUCUUCUUAACGAACCUUGUAAAAACAGAAAUUGGAUUUAAGUGGAGAAUUAAUCUAGAAGCCCUAGAAAACAACCUUUCAGAAGUGUCAGGCUUUCCAACAGAUUUUCCACACCAAGAAUUUAAUGGAAAGACACUUUUUGUUGGUGGAGCUAAAUCAGACUAUGUCCGGUUAGAGGAUUUCCCUGAAAUUCACAGACUUUUUCCCAGAGCUGACAUUAAAUUUAUACCAGACAGCGGGCACUGGCCUCAUGCAGAGAAACCAAAGGAAUUUUCACAGACUGUGAUAGACUUCUUAGAUGAAUGUCUCCAAGGUCAUGAAGGGCAGCAGUUAGAUGAUAACUGAGAUAUACCAUAUAUUUAUAUUGUCAGUAGUAUAUUACAACAUAAACAUCAAAAGGGUCUGUAAACCACUUAUUUUUUUCACACCACUUUAUUGUUGUCAGAUUAUGUUUUGUAUAUAGUUUUAAGGGUAUUUAACAAGAACAAAAUAGAGCCUUCAAUAUUCUUAGUUCAAUGUACUGGACAUAACCAGUCUGUUUCGACUUAACACAUUUUUAAAAUAAAGUACUGCUGUUAAGUCAUGUAAGAUUCUGCACAAUGUAAAAUCAAGUUUUAAAAUGAGUUGAGGUCAACUCUUUACUGUCAUUUUAAUAAAAAGAUAUGACCAUAUUUUUUUUUACAAAAUCAGAAAUGAAGGAGGCAAAUUUCAGAAGAUUCACAGCUAGUAGAUAAAAAAAAUAAUAUUCUAAAUUUUGACCAUUUAUCAUCUGGCUUCAUGAAAUUAAUUCUAUAAAAUAUUCAUAUUUAAUUUUUCACCUGUACGAAAAAUAUUUGAAAAAUAAGUGCUUUUACAGAGUUAGUUAAUUUAAAAUAUUUUAUAGAAGAAAAAUUAUGUAUUUGUACAUUUUUGUCAGUUGAUAUUUGAGUCAUGAUCUUUGAAGGUGGGAGAGGUCAACAGAGGACUCGGGACCAUAUGACAUGGAUUUAUGACAGGUGUUUCAUUUUGUUAAAAAUAAAUUUGUUUUACUAAAUAAAUUGUGGAGACCCAUGACAUGGAAUUAUGGCUAGAGUCUCGGUUCACAAACAAUUUCAAUUUUUUCUUUUUUAAUAACUCAAAUAAACAAAUGCACAUAUAAAAUUAUAGUACUUUUACUUCAAAUGGUGUUAAUUGUUGGUCUUUCCCGGGGUCUCUCAUCUUCCCAUCCUACCAGAGUGAGAAAAUAGGGCAGGACGAUGAGAGACCUGAGACUGAGGUUGGCUGUUGGCUGUAAUGAAUACAUGUUUAAAACUGCAACUUUACUAAAAUAAGAAUAGUGAAAACACAACACAAAAUAGCAACAGUCAAACUUUUAAAGUUUAGAAAUUCAAUACCUUAUUAAAGGGAAUAUGACAUUUAAAAACAUUUUGAACAAAUCAAAACAAAACAAACUCUUCAACAAUGAUGCUUCCAUUAAAAUAUUUAAAAUACUUGCAAAACACUUAAUCAAACCACGCCCAUCAAAAGAGUGCAGAUUCCUCACUUGGGUCAAGGGGUAUUCUGGUUCAAAACAAAUCAUCAAAAAUUAUGUUGACUACUGUCACGCUUAGUGAAGUUUAGAUUUAGCACAAAAUCUCAAAUUUGCAAUGGAACAUAAUUUUGGAUUGUAAAUGAAAUAAUGUGAAACACAAUGUACCUUGUUAAGACUCCACACAAGGGGAUGUUUUGUUGCCCUUUAUGCUAUG